This is a messenger RNA of Anolis sagrei ordinatus, 2880 nucleotides long. It is a transcript of the gene ETAA1, whose product is annotated as ETAA1 activator of ATR kinase. Gene Ontology annotation, molecular function: protein serine/threonine kinase activator activity. Gene Ontology annotation, biological process: replication fork processing; DNA damage response; positive regulation of protein serine/threonine kinase activity. Gene Ontology annotation, cellular component: nuclear replication fork. The record is from RefSeq and is a predicted model, not a curated record. NCBI's taxonomy places the organism in Eukaryota, Metazoa, Chordata, Lepidosauria, Squamata, Anolidae.
GCUCCGGCCAAGAUGGCGGUGUGAUGAGCGUGUGGAGAGUUGCCGCCGCCCCCGCGGGAGUUUUGUAUUUUCCUAAUGGCGAGUAAACGGCGGGCGGCAGCAAACGUGGAGGAGCUUCGCCUCAAGAGUCCCGCGAGGAGGAGGAGGAGGGGGAGCAGGCGAAAGACUGCCGCCGCGGCCGAGGGUGCCCAGGAAGCCAAGGGAGGCGAAGCGGCGGGAGAGGCCCCCGCCUCCCCCCGGGGCCCUCCAGAAACUAACUCAUAUAAGACUCCCAAAAGAACACGAGCAGGCAGGUCACGCUUGCCAACGUUCAGUUCUCCUGCAAAUGAAACCGAUGUGCAGCAAGAGAUCUUCUGGGAUCCUCAGUCACCAAUUGCAUAUAAGCUGGGCAAAGAACAAAAGAAGCAGACAGUUAAUAGACACACAGUUGAAAUCUCAGAAAUAGUAAAUCGGAUUGCUCCCCAGGAUGAAAAACCUGCCUGUCAUGAAGGAAAUCUUCUUGGGUUUUGGAUUGGAGAUGAUGCAAUUCCUUGUACUCCGGCAAUUACAAAAGUACGAUCAAGAAGAAAAGUAAAUGGUGCCAGAGGCCGCCAGUCAAAACACAGAGAAGAGGAACUUAUGGAACUGGCAAAGCAAUUUGACAAAAACCUAACAGAUGCCAUCCAAGAUCAAACUUCUUCAUGCCACACCAUUAUCCACACUACAUCUGAAGCAGAAAAGUCUACUGAACAUGAGGAUGAGCCUUGGAUGAAAAAUCAACAGGAGUUUCUUGAAGGAAAUCCUACCUUUCGGGCUGUUGGCAGGAGCACCAAGGCUCUUGAGCCCUGUGAAGACAGUAGGCAGGAACCCUUCAGUCUUGAUGCUGAAAUAGCGCUUAAUGAACUUUUUGAUGGCCCCACUCAGAAAUGUAGUGGUGGGCUCAGCCAGGGUCUUUCAGAUUGUUCAUCAAACUCAAGUUUCCAUGAAAAUCAAUACAUGCUCCUGGAGGGGGAUAAUAUUACAGCUGCUAGUAAACAAACAAUUGGAGAAGCACCUCUGAGGGGGGAAGGCACUGCAGUGCUGCUUACAGAAUGUUUGUCAACUAUUCCCGCUUCCAAUUCUAUCGGGUCUUCUGAAAAAACAGCUCCAAAAAUCAGUUCUUGUACGACUGGCUCUGUUGUCUCCAGUAAAGUGGACCAAAUUGCCAAUGAUGACUUUGAUGACUGGGGAGAUGAUUCAUUUCUUAUGCAAAUUACCCAGAAUCCUGAAUUGAUAAUUAUCCAUGAAAGUCCUUUAUCUCAUGUUUCUGAUAAAAAUGUGGAACAAAAAGAAAGUACUGUAGUUUCUGCUCAGGGGGCACUGCUUCAUUCGUUUAAGACUGACCCAAAAUUAUCUGCUUUACAGAAGCAAAGCAUUGAUAUAGGAAAUACAGAGAGAGUCGUUCCGCAUAGUAAUCUUACUAUAAAAACUGAGAAGACAAAAUUCAUUUCAGCAACAGGAGAUAACAAAAUCACUUGCUAUAAUCCUCUUCCAGUGAAAUCAGGAACCAAGAGCAAACAAGAGGGAUUUACUCAACUCAAAUGUCCAGCCAGUGGAAGUAUUCCUGAAAAAAGAUCUCUUUCUGUUUCAGAACCAUCUGCUCUUCCUAAACCACAGAUAGGAAAAUAUGGAAGCAGUAUGUCCAGUACCAACCAUCAGUCAUCUUUUGUUUCUCCCAGCAUGAAGGCUCUUAGCAUCAGGAAAGCAAGUGGUCCAGACAGUGCAUGCCAUUUGAUGCAGAAAGAAUUGCCCAAGAAUAGUGCAUUUUCAUUUGAUGACUGGGAUGAGCCCAAGUUCUCAGAUGACGUUUUAGACUUAUUUUGUGAAUCGGAUAGUCUUUGGGACACACACGGUGAUGAGGACGAUGAUUUGCUUUGUCAAGUCUGUGACGAUGUGGAAAAAAACACUCUGAGCCAAAAGGGGGUGAAAGAGAAGGAAAAAGCCAUGCCAACAUUGGGAAGGGCUUCCAAGUUGGAAGCACGUAGUUGCUUCACAGGAGCCAAUCAAGAGAUUUCUAAUUGCCCACUGAUCCAGAAGAGCCAGAAUGGGAGGAAGACCUUCUCCUUGGGAACUCCCGUUAAAAUUGCAACACUGCCAAAGAAUGAGAACUGUACAAAUCCUGUGCAGCCUAACUGGCAAGCCUUUAAAACUGAGAGCACAAACUGCAUUCGAGGAAAAUGGUCCAGAUCUCAUUCGGUGCCCGGAGGAGACUUUAGUUCUGGAUCAAGCUCAGCUGUUCGCUCAGAUGGUUGUUUAAAUCACAGUAAUGUACAAUGGCAGAAUAGCCUAAGUAACAUGGACAGAGUGCCAAACAACAGCAAUAUUAAUCAGCCGCCAUCUGAGAAGUCAAAAUAUGUGUUCAGGAAGACUAAUCCUUCUCAAACCCUUGCUUUGGAUUAUAGAAGUGUAAACAUAGGCCAGACUUCAGAAACUCUUCCAGGAUUGGGAGAAAACAAGAAUGCACCCAACAUCCAAUGUCAAACAGCAAAUCAGACAAACACGAAGCCACCUUUUAAGAGGCACCUCUCUGAUUGCCUUGCACAGUACAAAACAGAACAGAAAAGUACAAAAUGUUCUCAAGAAGAAAUUGCAAGGAAGAAGCAAGAGGCUCUUGAGCGGAGAAGAUGUAAAAUGCAAGGCUUGCUCAAAAAUACAGCACCUACCUGAGUGGGCUCAAUACAUUGAAUGGGGAGGAAUUAUUGACAGCUGGGCAGAAUAAUAAUUAAAACCACUAAACUGUCAACAGGUUUUCCAGGUAGUGGAUUAAAAUUUCAGCAUCUGAACCACUGUUAACGAAUUCUUCUCCACUCUUUGUGAAUAGUCAUUUGAUUAUGUCAGAACUAAGACAGUGCCAGCUUUAAU